AUGAUAUCCGACUCAGAAAGAGCGGGCGUCGAGUAUAAGGGCGUGAAUCCGACUGGUACGGUAUCGUCUGAAGGUGUUCUGGAGACUUUUUCCACCACAAGCGAUUCUUCUGGAGUUGGCGGAACGGGCUCAGACAGAUCCUCACCAUUUAAAAGUUUGUCCAAAUUCUCGUAUUUUUCCACCUUUUCGUUGAGUUCCUUGAUCUGUCCUUGUAACGAGAAGACGGUCAUGAGAAGUUUCGAAAUAACCUCAUUUUGGUUGAGAGACGAAACAAAGUCUGGAUCCUUGAGUUUUUCCGGAUCGUUGAUUUUAAGUGAUUUAAGCAAAGUCAUGGCGAGAAGAGGUGGCAAAGUAUGA
Molecule: messenger RNA, 357 nt
Organism: Ogataea philodendri
Lineage: Eukaryota; Fungi; Ascomycota; Pichiomycetes; Pichiales; Pichiaceae
Exons: 1
Coding region: 1-357 (118 amino acids)
Source: RefSeq, a predicted model, not a curated record